CCUUGAGAUUUCUAAAAUUCAUACAAAAACUUCCUUGGUAAGGAAACUUACCAUAGUUUGCAACCUGAUCUUCAGUGAUGGACCCAGAAACAACCUCAAUUUAUUUGGAUUAUUUCUACACUACAAGCCAAAGUCCCGAUGAUAUUGAGGACACCCAGUCCCAUGUUACUUACACAUCUGUUUUCCUGCCUGUCUUUUACACAACCGUGUUCCUGGCUGGAGUGCUGGGGAACCUCGUCCUCAUGAGUGCACUGUAUUUCAAACGGGGCAGCCGAAGACUGAUGGACAUCUUCAUCCUGAACCUGGCCGCCUCUGACUUCAUUUUUCUUGUCACGUUGCCUCUCUGGGUGGAUAAAGAAGCAUCUUCAGGACUGUGGAGAACAGGCUCUUUCCUGUGCAAAGGCAGCUCCUACGUGAUCUCAGUCAACAUGCACUGCAGUGUCUUCCUGCUCACCUGCAUGAGUGUUGACCGCUACCUGGCCAUUGUGCGCCCAACCGUAUCCAGGAGAUUCAGAAGGAAAGACUGUGCCUAUGUAGUCUGUGCCAGUGUCUGGUUUAUCUCCUGCCUCCUGGGGUUGCCUACGGUUCUGUCCAGAGAGCUCACCCUGAUUAAGGAUAAGCCAUACUGUGCAGAGAAGAAGGCCACGUCAGCUAAAUUGACUUGGGCUCUGGUGUCCUUAAUUUUUACCUUCUUUGCCCCUUUGGUGAGCAUUGUGACCUGCUACUGUUGCAUCACAAGGAAGCUGUGUGUCCAUUACCAGCAGCCAGGAAAGCAUAACAAAAAGCUGAGGAAAUCCAUAAAGAUCAUAUUUAUUGUUGUGUCAGCCUUUGUCUUCUCCUGGCUGCCCUUUAAUACUUUCAAGCUUCUGGCCAUUGUCUCGGGGUUUCAGCAAGAAUUCUACUCUUCCUCGUCUUUUUCCCAAGUGGGCAUGGAGGUGAGUGGGGCCUUGGCAUUUGCCAACAGCUGUGUCAACCCUUUUAUUUACUAUAUCUUUGACAGCUACAUCCGCCGGGCCAUUGUGCACUGCUUGUGCCCUGGCCUGAAGAACUAUGACUUUGGGAGCAGCACUGAGACAUCAGAUAGUCACCUCGCAAAGGCUCUGUCCAACCUGGUUCAUGCAGAGGAUUUUGCCAGAAGAAGAAAGAGGUCUGUGUCACUCUAAAAGGGUCUGUGACUUUUCGAGCUCUGUUGGUGGAUGGGAGAGUUCAUUUGCGUCAGCGACAAAGAAAGACAAAAAAACUAUUUGCUGAAGAGUGUUCAUACUGCAUCAUAAAUGCAAGGUAGAGUUAAUUAAAGAGAAAACUGAAAAGUUCUUGUAUUUGUGGAUAUAAUUAGGCCACAUGCUGGGUUUUGUUUUGUUUUUAGCUGAAUGCCCUUAUUUGACCCUUGCCAGUCAAGUUCACUGGGCAGAAUACGACUCCUAUAUGUCCUUGAACUCAGAGAUAAAGGCUCCUGCUUGGACUAGUGCCUGUUUUCACGGUUCUUAAUGCACAUUCAGGCCUUUUCCUCUCCCAAGAACCACGGAACCUUGGUCCACACCACCCUGCAUACUGGGCUCCAGAGUGGAUUACAUUUAAAGGAUUCUGCCCACUUUCAUCUGGUGAGAAAUGUGAUGAUAAUGUAGGAGGCAAAAAAUAUAACAUACCUGUGCUCUGUAAUGAACAAGGUAUGAAGUGACUCCAAGGUAAUGAAGUGAGUCUCUGGCCUUAUUGUCUAAAAACUUAUGUAGUGAUUCUUUACCAUCUUUCAACAUUGUCUUUCAACCCAUAACAUUAAAAAAUUGCUUUAGACUGGCAAAAAGCUCAUGAGGUACAUCAUUUUGUAUUGUGUUUAUGAUUUGACUUUCAUUAUCAUCUGGUCUUCCAGAGUGUUUUAACAAAAAAGUAUAAGGCAAGGUUUGACCUUUAUAUUUAUUACAAGAUGUAUUGGUAAAAAAUGUAUCUCAUUAUGAUGCUGUAGUAACUACUUUUCAAUGGGGUUUUGCUAUGCUCUUAUGCUUUUGUUGUCUUUAUAAAUUAGGAUAUGACUGCUUUAAUUACAUGUUUUUAAUUACCCAGUUAUCAAGUUAUCAAAUAAAAAUGUUAGUUACUAGUAAUAUAAUUGGAGGUCAGCAAAUGCUUAGCUACACCCUUGUGCAGAUUAUGAUUUUGUAUUUUAAUUAAAAUGUUGGUGCUGCACAUUCCUUAUAGUGUCGUUUGCUCAUAUAUAUAAUUUUAAGAUUUGAUCCUGUGAUAUGGGAAGGUAGGAUGCUCUGUAUCCAGCUGAGGUAAAAAAGAUUUUAAAAAUCCAUAACAAAAUGAUGUUCGUAUUUCAUAUACAUUUUUCCGGACCCAGAGACUAUCCUGAAUUCUUUCGCAUUAAUAUCCCAUUAAAUAUCCCAUUAAAUAUUUUUAGUCUAUUUGUACCUGAUAUUUCUUUCAAUGACUUUGGAGUAAAAACUUAAUUAGGACUAACUACAAAAGGCUUUGCAGCAGUAAACAUACUAUCAUAAACAUCUUUUGAUUGAAGAGAAAGUGCGUUGUUUUUAUACUC
Molecule: messenger RNA, 2533 nt
Organism: Artibeus jamaicensis (Jamaican fruit-eating bat)
Lineage: Eukaryota; Metazoa; Chordata; Mammalia; Chiroptera; Phyllostomidae
Gene: GPR15
Product: G protein-coupled receptor 15
Exons: 1
Coding region: 78-1163 (361 amino acids)
Biological process (GO): immune response; G protein-coupled receptor signaling pathway
Cellular component (GO): membrane
Molecular function (GO): G protein-coupled receptor activity
Source: RefSeq, a predicted model, not a curated record